Ornithorhynchus anatinus (platypus) is the source of this 1389-nucleotide messenger RNA. RefSeq names its product SVOP like (gene SVOPL). Lineage: Eukaryota; Metazoa; Chordata; Mammalia; Monotremata; Ornithorhynchidae. Gene Ontology annotation, molecular function: transmembrane transporter activity. The transcript has 12 exons. The coding region runs from base 1 to 1209 and encodes 402 amino acids. Gene Ontology annotation, cellular component: membrane. The record is from RefSeq and is a predicted model, not a curated record. Gene Ontology annotation, biological process: transmembrane transport.
AUGGUGUUUUUCGGCUACAUGGUUUUCAGCAUCGUCUUUGGACUCUUGGCAGACCGCUAUGGGCGCUGGAAGAUCCUGCUGCUGUCCUUCCUGUGGGGGGCCUACUUCUCCCUGCUCACCUCGUUUUCCCCGUCCUACAUCUGGUUCGUCUUCCUGCGGACCAUGGUGGGCUGUGGCGUGUCGGGCCACGCCCAGGGGUUGAUCAUAAAGACGGAAUUUCUACCCACCAAGUACCGGGGGUACAUGCUGCCCCUGUCUCAGGUGUUCUGGCUGGCCGGGUCCCUGCUGAUCAUCGGGCUGGCGUCCGCGGUCAUCCCCACCCUGGGCUGGCGCUGGCUGGUCCGGAUCGCCUCCAUCCCGGGCAUCAUCCUCAUCCUGGUCUUUAAGUUCAUCCCGGAGUCGGCUCGCUUCCACGUGUCCACCGGAAACACCGAGGCGGCCACGUCCAUCCUGCAGCGGAUCGCCAGGACGAACCGCUCGGUCAUGCCGGACGGGGCCCUGGUGGAGCCGGUGCCGGAGGGAAGGGGACGUUUCCUGGACCUGCUGGAUGCCAAGUACUUGCGGACAACCUUGCAGAUCUGGGUCAUCUGGCUGGGCAUCGCCUUUGCCUACUACGGGGUCAUCCUGGCCAGCGCAGAGCUCCUGGAGCGGGAUCUGGUGUGCGGGGCCCAGCCGCAGCAGCAGCCUCAGGCGGAUCUGGAAGAGGGCUCCGAGGAGGCCCACGGCCCCUGCCACUGCCGACCCUUCGGGCCCUCCGACUACCGCACCAUGAUCAUCAGCACCGCCGGAGAGAUCGCGCUGAACCCGCUCAACAUCCUGGGCCUCAACUUCCUCGGGAGGAGGCUGACCCUGGCCAUCACCAUGAGCUGCACGGCCCUCUUCUUCCUGCUGCUCAACGUCUGCACCACCAGCGCUGGUCUGAUCGGGUUUCUGUUCAUGCUGAGGGCCCUGGUGUCGGCCAACUUCAACACCAUCUACAUUUACACCGCGGAGGUUUACCCGACCCCGAUGCGGGCCCUGGGCAUGGGCACCAGCGGAUCUCUGUGCCGCAUCGGAGCCAUGGUGGCGCCGUUCAUCUCCCAGGUGCUGAUGAGCGCCUCGUUCCUGGGAGCCCUGUGCCUCUUUGCGGCCGUCUGCCUGGUUUGCUCCAUCUCGGCCCUGACGCUGCCCAUCGAGACCCGAGGACGCGCCCUCCAGCAAACUAAGUGAAAGGUGACGCUGCAGGCUUGCACCCAAGUGGGAAAGAAAAAGGCCAGGUUUCUCAUCACUGGGAUUUUGGGGACUUUUUUUGGUGAUUUACUUUCGAAGCAUUUCUGAUUUUUUUUAAAAAAACUCUUAGGUGCAGGUGAUGCACCGAGGGGUGUUCUUUUUCUUGCGAUUCAAUAAAGA